This is a messenger RNA of Zasmidium cellare ATCC 36951, 1539 nucleotides long. RefSeq lists its product as uncharacterized. The transcript has a single exon. Bases 1 to 1539 code for a protein of 512 amino acids. Gene Ontology annotation, molecular function: spermine transmembrane transporter activity; spermidine transmembrane transporter activity. Gene Ontology annotation, biological process: spermine transport; transmembrane transport; spermidine transport. NCBI's taxonomy places the organism in Eukaryota, Fungi, Ascomycota, Dothideomycetes, Mycosphaerellales, Mycosphaerellaceae. The record is from RefSeq and is a predicted model, not a curated record.
AUGAAAACACACGAAUCCCGCGAUCACAGCCGCAAGUCCUCGAACGCGAGCGUGGAAGACGAGGAGAAGGCAGGGGAGCAGUCUGGGAGGACAAGCAUCGCCGAGUCACCUUCCAGGAGUGCCCCCAAGCCAGAGCAGAAGGUCGAUGAUUGGGAUGGCCCAGAUGACCCUGACAACGCUCAAAACUGGCCCAAAUCGAAGAAGGUAUACCAUACUUUGGUACCAGCCAGCAUCGCGUUCGUCUGCACCGUGGCUUCUUCGAUAUACACACCUGGGCGAGGGGACUUGAUGCGAGAUUUCGGUGUGUCUGCAGAAGUAUCGCUCUUGCCGUAUGUGCUGUAUGUUCUUGGUUUGGCGUUCGGACCUAUGCUAUCAGCGCCAUGCAGCGAAACGUUCGGACGAAGGGCGGUCUAUCUGACAGGAAUGCCGCUCUUUGCCCUCUUCACUCUGGGAUCUGGAUUUGCGAACAGUAUCACUGCACUCUGUAUCCUGCGCUUCCUAUCCGGUGUCGCGGGAAGUCCAGGUCUCGCUAUCGGCAGUGCGACCCUGUCAGACAUGUGGAAACCAGCUGAAAGAGCAACGCCAAUGUCCAUAUACGUUACCACGCCGUUUCUCGGCCCUGCUAUCGGCCCUCUAGUCGGUGGAUUCACAGCACAAGCCAAAGGAUGGCGUUGGACGAUGUGGGUGCUCCUCUUCUUCGCCGUCGCCUGCCUGACGCCAGCACUGUUCAUGAAAGAGACAUACAAAUCUGCAAUCCUCCGCAAGCGAGCGAAGAAGCGAGGGCUCAAAUAUCCGACGCUAAAUAGGACACCACUGCAGUCUGCCAAGUUCUUUCUCAAGUCUACUUUGACCCGACCGGUGCAUAUGUGUGCCAUGGAACCUGUGGUCCUCCUCUUUACGUUGUACAUCGCCAUCAAUUUCGGAAUGCUCUACGGCUUCUUCGCUGCUUUCCCAUAUGUCUUUGAAACAGUGUACGGCUUCGACGUUGGACAGAUUGGCCUCACAUUCCUCGGUAUCGGCGUUGGUUGCAUCGUUGGAUGCCUCUUCAUCAUCCUCUUCUUCCGGCUGUUCUAUAUACCCAAAGUUGUGCAAGGCGGCAAAGCUGGCAAGGGAGAAACAGUUUCCCCAGAGACUCGACUCUGGAUCGCCAUGAUUGGAUCCAUCAUGCUCCCGGUAUCACUCUUCUGGUUCGCAUGGACCGCCGAAAAUGAUGUUCAUUGGAUGGCUCCCGUCGCCGCUGAAGGUGUCUUCGCCUGCGGGAACUUGAUGAUCUUCAUGGCCGCAGUGCUAUAUCUCAUGGAUUUCUACGGACCAUUAUAUGGGGCUUCGGCGAUGGGGGCGAACAAUCUGGCGAGGUACACACUGGGAGCUGUGCUCCCUCUGUUCAUUGUGCAGAUGUAUGAGGGGCUUGGAAUCGGGUGGGCGACGACUCUGCUGGGCUUUGUGAGCUUGGCUUGUACUCCCAUCCCUUGGGCUUUCUACUGGUUUGGACCACGGCUGAGGAGUUGCAGUAAAUACGCCAAACCUGAUGGAAACUGA